ACUGAAAUUCCGUCACAAACAUUGCCAAGAAUCGACGUGAUUGCGGACAAAAUUUUGUUUUUGCACUUGCUUGAAAAUUUCGCCUCCAUCGACGAGCGCAGCGAUUGGGCCUGAUAUAUACCGCAUAUAGCCGUCUACGCCGCAAUUGUGCAACGGAUAACGAGAAUACGCGAAGAGCAGGCGUGCGAACGGGGAAAGCGCAGGGAAAAUGGGAAAAACUCCCACUUCGCCAGCGAACGAAAGGAAAGGGGAAAUUGUGUGAUGUCAUUUCGGCUGUUUCUUUUCGAGUUAAUUGAAACAACUUCCUGCGCUGCGUUUUCAGUUUCUGCUGCCAACUGUUUUAUACGCGCCUAUGUGUGCGUGCGGCAGUGCGCUGGUGUGUGUGUGUGACUUACAUACGCAUAUAAAUAUAGUGCAGAAUUAUUUGCCGUUAAAAGCCCACGGUUAAUUGGUCAUUAAGCGCUGUUUAAUUUACUAAUUUAGCGCGGUGAGAGAAGAGAGGAGAAAACCCGCAGCGAUAUCAUUCCGCACACACACACACGUUCGCAUUCACACAAAGCACACCGCGAGUGGAGUUGUGUGAGUGUGGGGUUUCGAUAAAAAUAAUAAAUAAGAAAAAGCACUGAAGUACAACACAACAGUGCGGCAUAAACAAAUCGACUUCUAUCGAUUUCCCUCCAAAACAUAAAAUUGUAUCGAAAAGAUUCCGCCCAGGAUAGAAGCAACAACAGCAACAACGAGGAGAUUCACCUGCCACGCCCACGGGCAGCUGUACCGUCCACCUACACCUACAACACCACCACCCCCACCCCCUUCCCCGACCACUAAGGACACCAUCCAUCCAUCAUCAUGUCCAGCGGCAGCAACACGGACAACGGCCCAUCGGCGGGCCAAUCUGUGCAGGAUCUGCAAAUGGAGGUGGAGCGCCUCACGCGCGAACUGGACCAGGUGUCCUCCGCCAGCGCCCAGUCCGCCCAAUACGGACUGUCCCUGCUGGAGGAGAAGUCCGCCCUGCAGCAGAAGUGCGAGGAACUGGAGACGCUCUACGACAACACGCGCCACGAGCUGGACAUCACACAGGAGGCGCUGACCAAGUUUCAAACCUCACAGAAAGUGACCAACAAGACGGGCAUCGAGCAGGAGGACGCUCUGCUGAACGAAUCCGCAGCUAGGGAGACAUCGCUCAACCUCCAAAUCUUUGAUCUGGAGAACGAGCUUAAGCAACUGCGCCAUGAGUUGGAAAGGGUUCGCAACGAGCGCGAUAGGAUGCUUCAGGAGAACUCGGAUUUUGGGCGGGACAAGAGCGACAGCGAGGCGGAUCGCCUGCGCCUCAAGUCCGAGCUGAAGGACCUUAAGUUCCGGGAGACGCGUAUGCUUAGCGAAUACUCGGAGCUGGAGGAGGAGAACAUAUCGCUGCAAAAGCAGGUAUCCAGCCUGCGCAGCUCACAGGUGGAGUUUGAAGGUGCCAAACACGAGAUCCGUCGUCUCACUGAAGAAGUUGAGCUGUUGAAUCAACAGGUCGACGAGCUCGCAAAUCUUAAGAAGAUUGCCGAGAAGCAAAUGGAGGAAGCGCUAGAGGCCUUGCAGGGUGAACGUGAGGCGAAAUAUGCAUUGAAGAAGGAGCUGGAUGGCCACUUGAACCGUGAGUCUAUGUACCACAUCAGCAACCUCGCCUACAGCAUACGCAGCAACAUGGAAGACAACGCCAGCAACAACUCGGACGGUGAGGAGGAAAAUCUGGCUUUAAAGCGUCUGGAGGCUGACCUGAGCACCGAACUUAAGUCUCCUGACGGCACCAAAUGUGAUCUCUUUUCGGAGAUUCAUCUGAACGAACUAAAGAAACUGGAGAAGCAGUUGGAAAGCAUGGAAAGCGAGAAGACUCAUCUGACGGCGAAUUUAAGGGAAGCGCAGACGAGUCUGGACAAGUCACAAAACGAGCUGCAGAACUUUAUGUCUCGUCUGGCUCUUCUUGCGGCCCAUGUCGAUGCUCUAGUCCAGCUAAAGAAGCAGAUCGAUGUGAAAGAGCAGGGCAAGGAAGGUGACCAGAAGAAGGAUGAACUGGAGCAGCAGCUGCGGGCGUUAAUCUCGCAGUACGCCAACUGGUUUACGCUCUCCGCCAAGGAGAUCGAUGGCCUUAAGACUGACAUUGCUGAACUUCAGAAGGGACUCAACUACACGGACGCCACCACUACGCUGCGCAACGAGGUGACCAACCUUAAGAACAAGCUUCUUGCUACGGAGCAAAAGUCACUGGACCUGCAGAGCGAUGUUCAAACUCUGACGCACAUCUCGCAAAACGCUGGCCAAAGUCUGGGCUCAGCUCGCAGUACUUUGGUGGCCUUAAGCGAUGAUUUGGCGCAGCUGUAUCACCUAGUUUGCACAGUCAACGGAGAGACACCAACGCGUGUUCUGCUCGAUCAUAAGACCGAUGACAUGAGCUUUGAAAACGAUUCUUUGACUGCCAUCCAGUCACAAUUCAAAUCGGAUGUCUUUAUUGCCAAGCCCCAGAUCGUCGAGGAUCUGCAAGGCUUGGCGGAUUCCGUGGAAAUUAAGAAGUACGUGGAUACAGUCAGUGAUCAGAUCAAGUAUCUGAAGACGGCUGUUGAGCAUACCAUUGAUUUGAAUAAACACAAAAUCCGCUCCGAGGGUGGCGAUGCUCUGGAGAAGGUUAACACAGAGGAGAUGGAGGAACUGCAGGAGCAGAUAGUCAAGUUGAAGAGCCUGCUGUCCGUGAAGCGCGAACAGAUUGGAACUCUGCGCAACGUGCUCAAGUCAAACAAGCAAACCGCUGAGGUGGCACUGACCAAUCUCAAGUCCAAGUACGAGAACGAGAAGAUCAUUGUCAGCGACACCAUGUCCAAGUUACGUAAUGAGCUCAGGCUUCUUAAGGAGGAUGCAGCCACAUUCUCAAGCCUGCGUGCCAUGUUCGCCGCUCGAUGCGAGGAGUAUGUGACCCAGGUGGACGAUCUCAACCGCCAAUUGGAGGCAGCAGAGGAGGAGAAAAAGACUCUAAAUCAGCUGUUGCGCCUGGCUGUCCAGCAGAAGCUGGCACUCACUCAGCGACUCGAGGAGAUGGAAAUGGACCGCGAAAUGCGUCACGUCCGUCGGCCGAUGCCUGCCCAGCGUGGCACGAGCGGCAAGUCCUCCUUCAGCACGAGGCCUUCGAGCAGGAAUCCAGCAAGCAGUAACGCCAAUCCAUUCUAACAUAAGAUAAGCGUGCAGCGUAAACUUCUAGCUUUGGUUUAUACUUUGCUUAAGUUGUAAAGUCGUUGGAGUUCCUGCGGAAAUGAGAGAUUCCCAAAAUCACAUGAUAUACUGCGAACGUAUUCGAGAACGAAGCUAUAUCCCAGCUCUAUCCAACUACUAUAACUAUGUUUGUUUGUAUUGUACUUGUAUUUAUUGAAAGUUUAGUUAGAUGAAAGUCUUGUGUUAGGCAAGGGAGCAACAAACGGUUAUUAACGGUUAGUUACUUAAACGUCCAUUUAAUUUAAUUAAAAACAAAAAAAGGAAAACUUUAAGGAAGAUUAAACAAUAACGUAACGCAUUGUAUUUUUCUAUACACCAAUGGCGUACUUGUCCUAAAGACGGCUGAUUGGUUUGAUCUGAAUUUUGUUAACUGUCGCGAUGAUUUUUUGAUUUUUGUUAACAACGCUGUGCGCAAGCGAAUAAAUUGACAAACUAAUAAGAUACACAAAUUGAUGUUGAAGAGAAGGUAUUCAUAUUGGCAACUGAAACAUGCAUUAAUUGGCCAACCCGAUAACUAAAAGUAUAUUUCCAUGGUCCAGUUUAAGCUAAUUGGCCAACAAAGAUGUACGUAAUGUAUAUUACCCGCAUGGCUUGCAGCCAUUGAACCUAAAGUAGCACCAGGCUACGUCUCAAAGACGAUUCAGACAGAUGAAGAUUUUUGUAUUUAUUGAGCGGCAUUUGGUCGCCAUGAAAUGAAGAAAUUGUAGGUAAUUAAUUAUAAUUUGCAAUUGAGAAAAACUGAGUUUUUGUGGCUUAUGUAGCAUUAAUUGCAAACAUAACUUAUGAUUUGUGCAUUAUUAUUUAAUACAAUUAAUAAAUUGCACCACAACAAAACUAAGCAAGAAAAUACAUUAGUUUCUUUUUAUUUUUAUAAUUUAAGUGCGGAUUACCGUUAAUUUUUUACACUUACAUUUAACAUUACAUUACAUUUAACCCGAUGAAAAACAAUUAUUUUUGCUUAAUUCGAACAGCGUUGAAUUGAUGCUAUGUUUAAACCAGAAAUAAAUAACUAUGGUGAUUACCAGCAGCUUAACCAACAUAAGAAUAGCAAGAAUAGCGUUAAAGUUUAAAGGAUAUUAUUAUAGUAGCUAAUUGAACAUAAAAGGUAGAGAUAUCAGCCAGAGCACUUUCUGUAGUAGUUUUGAAAUUAAUCCACCCAAAAAACCUGGUUGCUUCUUUUUGGGUUCUUGAUGUUUUCGUUGUCAAUCGGAAAAGAUCAAUAUUAUUCUACAUGAAAUUUAUAUAUACAAGAUCGCAUAUUGUGUAAAUUACCGAGCCAUUAAAUUGAAUUUAUAUUUAAAUAAACACAGACACACAUACUGAUACACACAACGUCCAUUCAUGCAUUCACAUAUUAACUCUUUGGAGUUGCCUAUACAAAUUAUGCAACGUGCCAGGACAGCGAGGAGAUGCCCUCUAAUUAAUUGUAAAUAUAUUUAUAUACACAUUGAAGUCAGUAGAUAUUUCGAAUGAGAAGCAAGCGAACAAAACAAGUUGCAUACAUAUUUCAAAUGAUUUUAUUGUAAUUUUUACCGUCCCUUUAUGCGAACAAAUAAAAAAAUACAAAGUCUAUUUA
Messenger RNA from Drosophila sechellia, 4822 nucleotides. It is a transcript of the gene BicD, whose product is annotated as Microtubule-associated protein Bicaudal D. Gene Ontology annotation, molecular function: dynactin binding; cytoskeletal adaptor activity; dynein complex binding. NCBI's taxonomy places the organism in Eukaryota, Metazoa, Arthropoda, Insecta, Diptera, Drosophilidae. Gene Ontology annotation, cellular component: Golgi apparatus; cytosol. Gene Ontology annotation, biological process: microtubule anchoring at microtubule organizing center; protein localization to organelle; regulation of microtubule cytoskeleton organization. The coding region runs from base 850 to 3204 and encodes 784 amino acids. The transcript has 8 exons. The record is from RefSeq and is a predicted model, not a curated record.